AUGUGUAAAAGUUCCAGAUCACAUGUGAUCAUAUAGCUGCUGCUAUAAACAGAGCCUUACAAGGGUUUCUGUUGUUAACAAUGUGGAGACCCAAAGCUCCGUGUCUCACCUGGCUGAUCUCAGAAAUUGGAGGCCUGUGUCUGACAUUAUUCCAGUUAGCAGACUCUGAUCCGAAAUGUGACCCUGAUGAAGCGUGUGUUAAUUACAAUGAGGAGAGCCUCAGUGCCUGGUAUGUCUGGUUACUGAUCUUAUUCUUUCUGGCCACGAUCCUGUCCUGUGGGAUUCUCUUCUGCCUGCAGUGCUGGCUGAAACAACGGAGCAGCUUCUCUUCCCGGCGCACACUUGCCGUGUUUGCACUCAGUGACUCCGAUUCUCUUGGUGUAAGUGAUGCUUCUCCAUGUGCGUUUUCCGGAGUGCACGCCCACUCUCCAAACCCAGAGCUGUGCCCUUCUCCCGCCCUGCGCGUCGGCACCAGAGGGACUGGAUUGCCUCCUUCCUACGAGGAUAUUAUGAAGGCAGGCAAACACUAGGGGUCUGAUUCAUUUCCCGCCCCACCCACCCAUGUUACUCCAGAUCUACACCAGUAUGAGAACAGAAUCAGCCAGAAGGUUGAAGAGCAGACAGAGGAAGUGUUUUAUUUUUAACUUAAAAGGGGAAACAAAAUG
Dermochelys coriacea (leatherback sea turtle) is the source of this 665-nucleotide messenger RNA. RefSeq names its product transmembrane protein 207 (gene TMEM207). NCBI's taxonomy places the organism in Eukaryota, Metazoa, Chordata, Testudines, Dermochelyidae. The transcript is spliced from 5 exons. The record is from RefSeq and is a predicted model, not a curated record. Bases 81 to 530 code for a protein of 149 amino acids.